CGACUUCCGCCCCGGCUCUGCUCAGAGACGUCAACAUGGCGACGGUGGAUGUCAUUGUGGACAAGUUGCUGACACUGUGGCGUAUACCGGCCGUCAGAGAUUACUUCCCCGCGAUAUUUGCGCUCAUCUCAAUCGUGGGAUCGGGUCUGAAGGAGCUCGACGUCGUCCCGCAGACGUAUUUCAGCAACAGCAGAAAUGUCGUUAAUAUGUAUUUUGUCAAAGUGUCCUGGGGAUGGACGUUGAUGCUGCUGACACCCUUCAUCCUCCUCUCCAACUUCUCCUUCAAAAGGAACGUGUCCUAUGUCUUCUCGCGGGCGCUGUCUCUGGUAGUGGCAACAGCCACGUGGUACAUCUUCACAGAGAUAUUCUUCCACAUUGAGGAAAUGUCCGGCUCCUGUAUUGAAACUGGUACCAAUCUAAAAAAAGAGGAGUUCACAUCCAAGGCAACCUGCAGGCACGCCGGCUUCCACUGGGACGGCUUUGACAUCUCAGGACACUCCUUCAUCCUGACCUACUCUGCUCUUUUCAUCAAGGAGGAAAUGGUCUCCAUGACCUGUGUGAAGACAUCCAGUUUCUCUGCACUGCCCAAGAUGGUUGCCAACCUGCUGUACGUGGCCUUGAAUCUGAUUGUGAUCAUAUGGGUGUGGAUGUUUGCCUGCACUUCUGUUUACUUCCAUGACUUUAUACACAAGUUGAUAGGGACGGGAUUGGGCCUGUUGUCGUGGUAUGUGACAUAUCGGCUUUGGUAUAAGCAUUUUUUACCGGGACUCCCCCCUAUAAAAGAACCAAAACAACAUGCCUGAGCUGCAGUCAUACUUUCCUGUACGACACGAUCCUCAAAACAACACACUACAGUUUAUGUUAACUGUCUCCAGGUCCAAGAUGGCGACACUAUUUUAAGAUAUUCCCUCUCACAGAAAGGUCAUUUUGCACAGAUCUGGCUUGCAGUUCCUUCACAGUGUUUGGCAGCUGCUGUUCCCAAAAUGACUCUUGGUAACCUGAGAUAAAAGCAAGGCGCUGUUUGUCUGUCCAGCCUCAGCCUCUCACCUUCAGCCUCUGUGGCUCGCAUGCUAGACUAUUGUUUGUCUGACAGUUUGUUGCCUUAUACUUCUUUUCUCGUGGUUGAAUAAUCAUAGUUUUUAGGUGUCUGAGUGGGAACACUAGAGAAUGUUUACAGCUCCAGUCAUAUAGCACUGACGACAUGUAUUUUUGCAGACCAAUGUAUAGUAGGUGCUAAUUAUUAUUAUUAUUAUUUUUUUUUUUAAUGGGAAACUACCUUCAGAACAAAGUUAGAUCCGACACUGUAACAACAGUGGAGGUACAUUUCAUCCUACUGUUCAAUAUUAAUGAGCUGUCCGUUUUUCUUUUAUUCUUAUCACAUCUGGUUUGGGGUUUGUUAGUUUGACUGUGUGUUAACAUUAUAUAUAAAGUUUGCUCAGAGGAUGUAGAAAUUAAAUAGCAGAUGUAGAGGUGGUUUAAUGA
This is a messenger RNA of Lates calcarifer (barramundi perch), 1482 nucleotides long. RefSeq names its product fat storage inducing transmembrane protein 2 (gene fitm2). The transcript has 2 exons. Gene Ontology annotation, cellular component: endoplasmic reticulum membrane. The coding region runs from base 36 to 803 and encodes 255 amino acids. The record is from RefSeq and is a predicted model, not a curated record. Gene Ontology annotation, biological process: lipid storage; phospholipid biosynthetic process; lipid droplet organization. NCBI's taxonomy places the organism in Eukaryota, Metazoa, Chordata, Actinopteri, Centropomidae.